This is a messenger RNA of Spizellomyces punctatus DAOM BR117, 2065 nucleotides long. RefSeq lists its product as uncharacterized. Gene Ontology annotation, molecular function: mRNA binding. Lineage: Eukaryota; Fungi; Chytridiomycota; Chytridiomycetes; Spizellomycetales; Spizellomycetaceae. The transcript has 3 exons. The record is from RefSeq and is a predicted model, not a curated record. Bases 334 to 1803 code for a protein of 489 amino acids.
GUGGAGUGUCCUCGUUUUCCCCUUUUCCAUCCUGCCGAUUUCGCCCUCCUCCUCCCCCCCAUCGUGCCCCCCCUUGAUGCCGUCGUUUUGUCGCCCGUGGUGAUAGAGCUGGCUUUCCCUCAACGCGCCGCGUGUUAUUUUCUUAUUUGCAAUCCGCUCUCUUUUCUGUACAUAUUGCUUUCUGACGACGACCGCCGCGACAAAGUCCUUUUGACUUGUCGUCAGCACUUUUUCGCCUUGUUCUUUUCCCGAUAAAUUCUUUUCCUUUUCUCAUAUUACAUACUUGCUGUUCCUCUUUGCUAUUUAAUUGUAAAGUUAUCUUGGCGAGCUGAUAUGCAACCUGUAAACAUGUACAAGUCUGCCAACCCGAACCUUAACAACAACACGGUUUACAGCCCAAUGUACACCCACCAGCUCCGACCAAGAGCUGUCUCGUGUCCCACUCGUAUGCAAGUCCCUUCGUCGCAACCGGACACCAAUACGGUGCAUAUCGCAUACCGCCCAGGGAUGACUGAUCGAGGAGAGCUCUAUCUGUACUUUCGGAACUACCUAGGAUUUGAGCUCUUUGCAUUCUACGAUCACUACUGUUUUGUCCGCUUCGUUGACCCAGAGUCUGCCCGGCGGGCAUUGUCCAUCCCAGCCCCUCAAGGUGUCAUCACACUCGAGCCUGCACAGAAAAACUACAAAGUUCCAUACCCGCAACCAGAAGAAGAGAGCUCCCGCUGUAAGGUCAUCCAUGUCACUCAUUUGCCUACAAAUUAUUCAAAGGAAGAGAUGUGCAAAGUGUUCCGUUCUUUCCCUGGCUUCUUGAAAGUUGAGUUUCACGGGAAAUACGGUUACGUAUUCUUUGAGACUGAUCAAGCAGCCUCAAAGUGCUGGAGACGACUCCGCCAAGAGACAAACCUCGUAGUGAGCUACGCUAAAAAUGCUAAACUAGAUGAUGAAGACCUCCUUACUGUUGAACGAGAGAAGUUGAUGAUGAACAACCUAAACAAUCUUCAGCCGUUUUAUCAAGCCGGGCCAAAGCUGUACCCGCCGGCGCCCAUCCCCCGGUUCGUGCAAAAGGCACAUGAAGAGUACAGUUUCCUAAACCGUGAGAGCAUUGAACAACUAGACGCUGAUAUUAGAAACGAUUUUGAGAUGUUAUUGGCCGAGUCGCAAGCUCGCCUUUGGCCACGCCCAUUCGAUCUUGCGCCUGGAGUGCCCAAACCGCCACCGGUGCGCGCUGCCACACAAGAAGAGGACGAGAACACUUGGGUCAAUGAAUCCUCAUUUGAGGAAGAAGUCUCCUUUCUCAGCGAUGGGUCUCCUGCUGAUGGACACAUCACUCCUGGCAGUCGGACACUCGUAAACAGUCCUUCGGCGGGAAGCAGCCCGGAGACUCCCCAAAUACCCUCCAAUAAUCUUUUGCAGGCUUCGUGGGCGCUUUUGAAGGGCACAUCGUUACAUCCAGGAAGGGUCGAAAGUAGUCAUCUCAAGAUGCUGUCCUACUCUGGCCUGCGACCUGGUUCUGGCCUCCAUCCCAAUGAGAGGCAAGGUUUCACAUGGGGCAAAGUGGGUGAAGAGACAAGGUCAAAGCACGUGGCUACCGUCGGUCCGAGCCUAAACUGGAACCCUUUGCACCAAUUGUCGGUGCCAGACAACCAUCGUCGCCUUCCUGAUCACGUUCUGGUGGGUAUGAAUCGGCCGCGGGCCGCCUCGUUUUCAGCAUAUCACCCUGCGCACUCUCUCAUGAUGAACGGAUACCAUGACGGUCACCGCGGGCCAGUGCAUCGACGUACUUGUCAACGACAGAUACCCUAGCUUAAUCGUUGACUAGCAAACAAUGCCAGUAGGCGGGUAGGCAAAACAAAUUAUUUAUCUGAUGAGAAUUGGGUGCUUUGCGGAUGGAUGAUAUUCUCUUUUAUGACUUUGUGUCUGGAUUUUUAUAGCGUACGAAUUGCGUUAAAUGUAGCAUUAAGGGACUCUGGUGUUAUCUAUAUAAAGGACAAUGAUUAUUUGUUUCGGAUAUUUGCAAAUUGUGUUGGUUUGUUACAUUAUAUACAAGGAUGCUGCUAUUAUUUGU